AUGCCGUCCCAGGACGCGGAGCUCAUGUGCUCCGUGUGCCGGGACGUGUUCACCUGGGCCACCCCCCUGCCGUGUGGACACACCUUCUGCCCCGCCUGCAUCCGCGAGGCCUGGGGGCCCCCCUCCUCCACCCCCUCCUCCUCCUCUCCCCCUCCCCCGGGGGUCAAAGGUCGCUUCUCCUGCCCCCAGUGCCAGGAGCACCGCGCCGUGGUGCCGUGCGACUGCUGCACCCCUCCCCCGCCGGCCACCGUCGUCACGGAAACCGCCGCCCCCACCGAAGCCGUCAAGACGUGCCUGAGGUGCGAGGUGUCGCUGUGCGCGCGACACCUGCGCCCCCACCUGGAGAGGCCGGCGUUCCGCCACCACCAGCUGGUGGACCCCCUGGGGGGCGGCGGCGGGGGGGGGGGUCUGGAGGGCCGGCGGUGCCCCGAGCACGCCGAGCCGUACCGCUACUACUGCUCUGAGGAGCGCGCCUACGCCUGUGGGGACUGCCUGCUGGCCGGGGGCCACGCCCAGCACAGGGUCCGACCCCUGAGGCAGGUGGAGGAGGAGCUGAAGGUGAUCCUCCGCACUCUCCUCCUGAAAGCCGAGGACAAGCUGAAGGACGGACUGCAGGUCCUCAGAGACCAGGAGCAUGUGGACCGCAGCAUAGCGGAGUCCUGGCAGGAGAACGAGGAGCAGGUGGAGCGCCUGGGCGCGGCGCUGCGGGCGGAGGUGGAGGCGCUGCAGGGGGCGCUGAGGACGGCCACCCGGCGGGAGAGGCAGCGGGCCGAGGGCCGCGCGGCGGAGGAGGGCUCCCGCGUGAAGAGCGGGCUGGAGCAGACGCGGAGCAUCAGGCACUACCUGGCCGCCCUGCUGGCAGAGGAGGACCCCUUCCUGCUCAUCUGGGCUUUUCAAUCGGAUGACUCCAGGUUAGUGUCCGACCUGAGCGGCCCGCUGCUGGCCCCAGAUCCGCCCACCCUGGACCGGGGGCGGCUCCUGGAGGAGCUGGAGAGCAGGUAUCGGGUCUUCAUCACCGAGACCCUGCGUUGCCUCGGUGACCUGAAGAGGGAGCUCCUGAGCAGUCCCCUGACCCUGGACACCAACUCAGCCCACCCCCUGUUGAGCGUCUCCGACGACCUUCGCUCCGCCGCCAGGGUCAAAGGUCGGCUGCCGUGCGCCGCCCACCCAGAGCGCUUCGACCACUGGCCUCAGGUGCUGGUGGCGCAGAGCGUCGCCGCGGGAACGCACUACUGGGAGGUGCUGGCCGAGGGCUUCUGGGACAUCGGCGUGUGCUACAAGAGCAUCGGACGCAAGGGCCGCGAGGGGAACGCCUUUGGGAACAACCCGGUGUCCUGGAGUUUAACCCAGCAGCACGACAGGAAGCUGGCGGCCUGGCACAACCGCAGGAAGACCCGCCUCGCCUGCCAGAUGAGUGGCAACCGGGUCGGUGUGGCUUUGGACUACGACGCGGGAACCAUCACGUUCUGUGAGGUGUGCUCUUCCGGGGGUCUCGCCCACCUGUACACCUUCUCCACGACCUUCAGCCAGCCGGUGUGCUUGGGCUUUGGCCUGUACAAAGCGGAGCUCAACAGCCGCGUGUGUGUGCUUAAAGUUUGA
Molecule: messenger RNA, 1599 nt
Organism: Gadus chalcogrammus (walleye pollock)
Lineage: Eukaryota; Metazoa; Chordata; Actinopteri; Gadiformes; Gadidae
Gene: trim110
Product: tripartite motif containing 110
Exons: 7
Coding region: 1-1599 (532 amino acids)
Molecular function (GO): protein binding; zinc ion binding
Source: RefSeq, a predicted model, not a curated record